AUGGCAGCUCCCCCUUCAACCCCACCACAAAGCGAUCCUCCCACGCCAAAUGCCAACGAUAGUCCCAACAGCCUAUCAUCAGCAGGCUCGGGCUCAAUCGACCCAACUUUACUCGACGAAGAAGAAAACCCACUAGAAGAAGGGAUCGUCGAUAACAUAGUAGCACCAUCGAGCCAGCAACACGCCAUCAGUGGACCUGGACCCGGAUACAAUGCUCUAAAGACUCAUCAAGGCCAACUCUGUAGCGGAAUGGCAGUCGGAAGCUCACACACAUGGAAAUAUGAGCCCGGCACGUGGAAAGAAACAAAAGAAGAGCCUGAUCGAUGGAGAAUCGAUUACCAGACCAAAAAACUACGCGCACGCAAUGCGCCCAAGGGAAGUGGUGCACCUGUGGGCACGGAGUAUCACUGGUUGAUUGUUGGACAUCAGCAUGUGCGCAAACUGGAUGCGAAUUCCUACGAAACACACCUAACAGGAUCAAAGUACAAAUUGGCGCAUAAAUCAGUGUCAUCGACCUCUUGGUCGAUCCCCACGGUGCGGGCUCAACGGGAUCGGGAAGUUGAAUUAUUACAGGAUGCUCAGCGUCGAGUUUAUGGUCUUCCGCCUGUGUUGGCUAGUGAGAAGGUCCAGGUGGAGGAACAUAGGGAGAAGGGUCAAUUGAGCCUUGACUCGCUAUUCAAAAACCGAUUGCCGGGUCGGAAAAGACAUCUCGGUCUGUGA
Messenger RNA from Penicillium cosmopolitanum, 720 nucleotides. RefSeq lists its product as uncharacterized. The coding region runs from base 1 to 720 and encodes 239 amino acids. The record is from RefSeq and is a predicted model, not a curated record. NCBI's taxonomy places the organism in Eukaryota, Fungi, Ascomycota, Eurotiomycetes, Eurotiales, Aspergillaceae. The transcript has 2 exons.